Messenger RNA from Musa acuminata subsp. malaccensis (wild Malaysian banana), 1701 nucleotides. Lineage: Eukaryota; Viridiplantae; Streptophyta; Magnoliopsida; Zingiberales; Musaceae. The record is from RefSeq and is a predicted model, not a curated record.
UAUAGUCAUAUUACUUGUAGCACUACACAGUUCACGAAUCCAUGUAUAUCCACCCAAAAGACAAGCAACAAGUAAUCUCAAUCCAACUUGUCGAAGAACUCUUACAAGUCUCACACACAAGGUAUUAAUUUUAGGCACAUAAUUUUUGACGUCUCACACACCCGCCACCCAUGGUGAUGGCCACCUUCAGCGUUCCACAGAGCUUUUGAAAGUUCUCAUGGACUCAUGUCAGAAUCUUCCUCUGAAAGAUUUCUGAAACCAGCAAUAUCUUGUGCAGGAAGAAAUGGACAUGAAUUAGAUGAAUGCCUGGUCCAUCACAGACACUAUUCUUCUCAUGGAAAAAAGUACUUGGUCAAAGAUUUCCCUUGACAACCACCACCUACAGGAUUAUAAUUAGAGGAACUACAUUAGCAGCAGAUAAGCAUCAAUUGGUUGCAAUAUAGGAGAGAAACCAUGGAGAUGGUAGCUGGGUUGCCUGAGUUCAUCGUUCAGUCUUUCCAUUCUAUUAUUCAGCUCUCUGCCACUGCUUUAGACUUCGGGCCAGAAUUUGCCAGCAACAAAACCCCAGAAGAAUUUGUGGCAGUCGUCAACAGAAUCUUACAGCUUCACGGAGGUAACAAGCUCGAGAGGCUUCGCCAGUACUUUUGUCCGCUCGACUUAUUCCUUCCCGACAUCAAUAAUUGGAUAGCAUUUUCGAUCGCGAAGGGAGUCGAAGCACUUGAGAUGAACUUUUCCAUGGGCUUUGAUCUGGCACCUAAUCAAUUCAGCAAUGGAGCUCGGUUUUUCAGAUUACCUGAUCAUUUGUACCCAUGCAAUUCAUUCACACAUCUGAGUUUGAGCCACUGUGAAGUCCAACCACCUUUGGGAUUUACCGGUUUCAGUGGCCUUCGAUUUCUGUCUCUUGCCGAUGUGGACAUCACGAAUGAUGUGCUACAAUUCAUACUAGCCAACUGCCCAAACUUAGAGAGUUUGAUCCUCAGGGAAUGGCUGUCUCUUGAAUCGAUCGAACUGGUUGCUGAUAACCCCAGGCUUAGGAGGUUAGCUUUCGUAGAAUGCUGGAAUACCUAUCAAAUAGAGAUUUCUGCUACUCAUCUCCAGUCCUUCAUCUUCUAUGGUGAAUAUGCCUUUGGAAGCGAAUUCAACUUAUCUGAAAGUUCAAAUGUCAUUGUCCCAUCACUGGAGGAUGCCUUCAUCAGCUCCAUAGGCAUGGAACACACAGAACCCUAUCAUGGCUAUACAAUGCUGCUGUCUGAUAUUGCACAUGUCAAGAUCCUAAAAGUGUGCUCGGCAACUCUAAUGGUAAUACUAUCUCAUAUUCAACAGCGUUUCACCAUCUACGAAGAAACCGAUGCUGCACUUUUGCCACUCGUGUUGCCGAAUCUGCAAGAACUGCAGUUGCUAAUGGACUCAAUGAACAGUGAGUACCUCAAAUACAUCUAUGGCUACGUCAGGCUCUGCCACACCCCACUCCUUGAGAAACUUUUUAUUCAAGUAGGUCUUAUCUCAAUAUCUGGGAUUAAGCUGAGUAAGUUCAAAGGAUGUAAGUGCGAAAUGAGUUUGGUGAAAUUUCUUCUCCAGAGGGCUGUUGUUUUAGAGAUCAUGGUGCUAGUCACUCCUCCAGGACAAAACAAAGUAGAAAGGAUUGGUGAAGGACAAGAUAGUGGAGUAGAAGAGGUAGUGCCUGGAUAUAACAUUGAGUAG